This is a messenger RNA of Danio rerio (zebrafish), 2524 nucleotides long. RefSeq names its product SEC61 translocon subunit alpha 1b (gene sec61a1b). NCBI's taxonomy places the organism in Eukaryota, Metazoa, Chordata, Actinopteri, Cypriniformes, Danionidae. Gene Ontology annotation, cellular component: membrane; endoplasmic reticulum membrane. Gene Ontology annotation, biological process: protein transport; pronephros development. The record is from RefSeq and is marked provisional.
ACACGCUACUAUAGCUGAUACCCGGUGCUCGCUAACCGCUAGUCUACGACCAUCAUCAGAGGGACACCAUGGCCAUUAAAUUCUUGGAAGUAAUAAAACCAUUCUGUGCGGUUUUACCCGAGAUCCAGAAGCCUGAGAGGAGGAUUCAGUUCAAAGAAAAGGUGUUAUGGACUGCGAUCACUCUUUUCAUCUUUCUGGUUUGCUGCCAGAUUCCUCUUUUUGGAAUCAUGUCUUCGGACUCAGCAGAUCCCUUUUAUUGGAUGAGAGUGAUCAUGGCAUCCAACAGAGGUACUUUGAUGGAGUUGGGUAUCUCUCCCAUUGUGACGUCUGGCCUGAUCAUGCAGCUGUUGGCUGGAGCUAAGAUCAUUGAGGUUGGAGACACCCCUAAAGACAGAGCGCUCUUUAAUGGGGCUCAGAAACUGUUUGGCAUGAUCAUCACCAUUGGUCAGGCUAUCGUUUAUGUGAUGACUGGUAUGUAUGGAGAUCCUUCAGAGAUGGGUGCUGGAAUCUGCCUUCUCAUUAUCAUCCAGUUGUUUGUAGCCGGUCUGAUCGUGUUGCUGCUGGAUGAGUUACUCCAAAAGGGCUAUGGAUUGGGCUCUGGUAUCUCUCUCUUCAUCGCCACCAACAUCUGUGAGACAAUCGUAUGGAAGGCAUUCAGCCCAACAACAGUCAACACAGGAAGAGGCACGGAGUUUGAAGGAGCCAUCAUUGCUCUCUUUCACCUAUUGGCCACUCGUACUGAUAAAGUGCGAGCUCUAAGAGAAGCCUUUUACAGACAGAACCUGCCCAACCUCAUGAACCUCAUCGCUACAAUCUUCGUCUUUGCUGUGGUCAUAUACUUCCAGGGAUUUAGAGUCGAUCUGCCCAUCAAAUCUGCACGUUACCGUGGCCAGUACAACACCUAUCCCAUCAAGCUCUUCUACACCUCCAACAUUCCCAUCAUCCUGCAGUCUGCACUGGUGUCCAAUCUUUACGUCAUCUCUCAAAUGCUCUCAACUCGCUUCAGUGGAAACUUCCUGGUCAACCUUUUGGGGACUUGGUCGGAUACCUCAACUGGAGGACCGGCUCGUGCUUACCCAGUAGGUGGCCUUUGCUACUACCUCUCACCCCCAGAGUCCUUUGGCACAGUUCUGGAGGAUCCAAUCCAUGCCAUCAUCUACAUCAUCUUCAUGCUGGGAUCGUGUGCCUUCUUCUCAAAGACCUGGAUUGAAGUUUCCGGAUCAUCUGCCAAAGAUGUUGCCAAACAGCUUAAAGAACAGCAGAUGGUAAUGAGAGGACACAGAGAAACAUCAAUGGUCCAUGAACUGAACAGGUACAUCCCUACAGCGGCAGCCUUCGGAGGCCUGUGUAUAGGCGGUCUCUCAGUCAUGGCUGACUUUCUGGGAGCCAUCGGAUCAGGAACUGGAAUUUUGUUGGCCGUCACUAUCAUCUACCAGUACUUUGAGAUCUUUGUGAAGGAACAGAGCGAAGUGGGCAGUGUGGGAGCUCUCCUGUUCUAGUAUCGCCUUCUAACUGACUGAAUUUUGAGUUUAAUAAUUUCUUUUAUAUGUUUUUUGUUUUUGUUUUAUUUAACGCGCACAUUCAGUGUUCUGCAUCAAGGAUGUGCUCCCAUUGUGCAUCUGAUCCUGAUCUGUACCAACUCGCUUCACACCAGAGCAGCAGACUGAAAUGCAUUUGGUUUUCUUGGGCGGGGGAAAUAUGGCAGCUUGAUAUCUCAGUGUUAGGCAUGGGAAUGUAACCAUCCUUAUUUUCCACCGUCUUCGUUUUCCGAUAAAGGAUCUAUCAAUUGUGUUUUUGAUUUCAGGUAAUUUCAAUAACGCGAAAGAGAACAAGCAUCCACGUUUAGGAUCAUUUGGACAUCAGCUUGUCUCUGUGUGUGUGUGUGUGUGUGUGUGUGAUGACGUAAGUGCAAUGAUAUAUCAUGGUAAAAGUCGAUCUGGUGUAAAUGAUAUGAUUUUUAUGAUGUAUGAGUGGAGAAGUGCAAAUUUGCUUGCGUUUUGUGUGGGCUGAGUGUAUGAAAACAUUUAAAUAGGCUGUUAAAGUUCACCCAGGUGCAUCAGCGCUGUUUCCUUUUUGCAUUGGGUUUGAGGUUUUGCCGUUUAUAUUUAUGUUUGUUGUUUUCGUCUCAGAGCUUCAAGCUAUUAUGAAAUGGAUCUGUGCAUUUUCAGUCGCACUACUUCAAAUGUUUCUGUUAUUGCACCUUUUUUAGUUCUAUGUUGCUGUAGUUUCUUUCAGUGGACCAAAUGCUGCAGAAACUGCCUGUUAAUGAUUAUGCCAGUGUUGAUAAGAGAGGAAGUGGUUUGUAAAAGACGAGUGUUUGUGUGUUGUUUUCUUAAACAUCACAGUAUUAAAAUGUGCAAAAAAAAUGUGUAAAAGGAUACAUUUGGAGAUUUGUUCUUUGUACUUUUUGAGCACAAUUUUAAUAUUGUCUAAUGUUAUUUAAAGGUAAAAGACUGUUACUUUAGUCUUAAGAAUGAAUCCCCACAAUUGCCACAUUCAAUGAAUAAAUACAAAAAUAAGUCCA